Molecule: messenger RNA, 972 nt
Organism: Lithohypha guttulata
Lineage: Eukaryota; Fungi; Ascomycota; Eurotiomycetes; Chaetothyriales; Trichomeriaceae
Exons: 6
Coding region: 1-972 (323 amino acids)
Biological process (GO): fungal-type cell wall organization; fungal-type cell wall (1->3)-beta-D-glucan biosynthetic process
Cellular component (GO): plasma membrane
Molecular function (GO): 1,3-beta-glucanosyltransferase activity
Source: RefSeq, a predicted model, not a curated record
AUGUCUCGUUCAAACUUAUUCGUCGUUGCUCUCGCAGCACUGCUUGCACUUGUCCAUGCUAUACCCACUAUCAGCAUUACUGGUACCAAGUUCUUCAACAGCGAAGGCAAGCAAUUCUACGUCAAAGGCAUUGCUUACCAACUCAUUGAGGAUGAUCCUCUUAUCAACACUGUACAAUGUCAGCGAGAUGCUGCUCUGAUGGCCGAACUUGGUGCAAACUCAAUUCGUGUAUACCAUGUGGAUCCCUCAGCUGAUCACACUGGCUGCAUGAAUGCAUUUGCACAAUAUGGUAUAUAUCUUUGGGUCGAUUGCGAUUCUUUCAAGACUUACGUCAGAUUGGGUGACGGGCCAUCCUGGACCCAGAACAAGUCAGAUUUCUAUCGAGCAGUGAUGGACAACUUUCAGCAAUUCGACAAUACUGCAGGCUUCUUCGUCGGUAACGAGGUUCUGAACGACGUAACUGAUUCGAGCUCUGCACCUUACCUGCUCACUGCCGCUGCCGACCUUAGAGCCUAUGGCAGAUCGAGAAAUUACCGACCUAUUCCUAUCGGCUAUUCGGCGACCGAUACUGGUGCCCUCCCUAUGCUUGCCGAUUAUCUCGCCUGUCGCCCGAACGUUGACGAACGAUUGGAUUUCUAUGGCCUGAACUCAUACCGGUGGUGUGGUGAGAGCACUUUCCAGCAAUCUGGUUACGACGUUCUGCUCAAUCAGACCGCGGACUACAACCUGCCAAUAUUCUUCACUGAAGUCGGAUGCAAUACUGUGCCACCUCGAACAUUUAGCGAUCAGGCGGUAGUGUUCAACGAAAUGGCCGAUGUUUGGUCAGGAGCCAUCAUCUAUGAGUGGAUUCAGGAGAUGAAUCAAUAUGGUCUCAUCAACUACGGUCCUCGGCUUGACGCCAGUAUCAAUGAGGGUAGCAGCAUUGUUCAAGGGUUACACAAACUACCUAUAUUUGCACGAUACGGACACUAA